CUGUCUCGGGCUGUCAGAGCUGGACUGAAGGACUGAAGUCGGUGGCUGGGACACCCAGCUAAUAAUAACGACAAAAGCUACCAUGUCGGUGCUGUCCCUCGCCAUUCUGCUGUUUUUCAGAGGGUUUACUUUCUCUGUGGCAGACGACUGUGAAGGUUAGACAGCAUGGUGUGAUGUGUGUGGGCUUUCUCCACAGACUGUAUGGCAGUCUGACCUCAGCCCACAGAGAACUCACUCCUGCCCUGGUGGAAGAAGAGCUGAUCCAGGCCUGCACUGUCGCCCAAGGGAAGGAGGCAAGGCUGUGUUACUACCUAGGAGCCAGCAGUGAUGCAGCCACCCGUGUCACAGCAUCAGUGUCUCGACCUCUGGCCUUCCAUGUCCCUGUUGAGAAGAUCUGCCAACGCCUCAGUAGCAGCGACACACAGAUCUGUCAGCUCAGAUAUGAGCCUCAGCUGAAGGAUCUGAGCAGUGAUGGGCUCAAAAAGCUGAGGGUCGUGGAGCUGAGGAACAUUUUAGCCUCAUGGGGAGAAGAGUGUCGGGGCUGCCUGGAGAAACACGAGUUUGUCAGCCUCAUCCAGGAGAAAGCUCCACUGCAUGCUCACAGUAUGGAACUAUGAAUAGUAAUUAAUAUCUCAGAAAAAAGGCAAUACAUCUGUAUUCACACUGCAA
This is a messenger RNA of Micropterus salmoides (largemouth bass), 669 nucleotides long. RefSeq names its product cerebral dopamine neurotrophic factor (gene cdnf). The transcript has 4 exons. Gene Ontology annotation, biological process: neuron projection development; dopaminergic neuron differentiation. The record is from RefSeq and is a predicted model, not a curated record. NCBI's taxonomy places the organism in Eukaryota, Metazoa, Chordata, Actinopteri, Centrarchiformes, Centrarchidae. Gene Ontology annotation, cellular component: endoplasmic reticulum. The coding region runs from base 174 to 617 and encodes 147 amino acids.